AUGUCAAAGGACACUUGGCCCUUAGUGCAAGAACGAAGACAGCUUAAGGCCAGUGGAGUGACUGGUGCCGAAUUGAAGGCCAAAACAUCAGCCGUACAAGCUGCCUCUCGAAGAGAUGGCAAUAAUGCGUUGAGUAAGAUCUGCGAAGAACUAGAGCAGCACUCUGAUAGGUUGCAGACUAAAGACCUCCAUGAUAAGGUUCAACAGAUAACUGGCCAGUUUAAACCUGAGGCAAUUGAGAACGCUCAUGGAGUAACGGUCACUGCGAUCAAAGGCAUUGUUGAUGUUUGGAGGGAGUAA
Messenger RNA from Arctia plantaginis, 300 nucleotides. NCBI's taxonomy places the organism in Eukaryota, Metazoa, Arthropoda, Insecta, Lepidoptera, Erebidae. The record is from the annotation of a GenBank genome assembly.